Messenger RNA from Eublepharis macularius, 4408 nucleotides. RefSeq names its product golgi associated PDZ and coiled-coil motif containing (gene GOPC). Gene Ontology annotation, cellular component: trans-Golgi network transport vesicle; Golgi apparatus; membrane. NCBI's taxonomy places the organism in Eukaryota, Metazoa, Chordata, Lepidosauria, Squamata, Eublepharidae. Gene Ontology annotation, biological process: negative regulation of protein localization to cell surface. The transcript has 9 exons. Gene Ontology annotation, molecular function: transmembrane transporter binding. The record is from RefSeq and is a predicted model, not a curated record. Bases 207 to 1604 code for a protein of 465 amino acids.
UGCCGAGUGACCGGCGAACCAACCUCCUCUGAAAACCGGCGGCUUGCUAAGUCGCUGACUGCGCAUGCGCCGGGAGAGGGGAAGGGAAGACGACGAAAAGCUUCUCUGUCCGCCGCCGCUCCCUCUCGGUCCUCCCCAACCCGAGGCCGACGCUGCCUGUCGCGUCUCGCGGGCGCCGGCGGGAGUUGGGGCGAGAGGCGGCUGCUAUGUCUGGGGCAGGGGUCGGCCCCUGUGGGGGCUCGGGCCCUGGGGCCUGCGGAGGGCUUGGGGGGGCGGCGCCCUCGGCCUCGUCGCCCAGUGGGGCCGGCGGUGGGCUAUCGAUGUUCCGGUGGCUGGAGGUGCUGGAGAAAGAGUUCGACAAGGCCUUCGUGGACGUGGACCUGCUGCUGGGCGAGAUUGACCCUGAUCAGGCGGACAUCACCUAUGAAGGCAGGCAGAAGAUGACCAGCCUGAGCUCCUGCUUCGCCCAGCUCUGCCACAAGGCUCAGACUGUGUCCCAGAUCAACCACAAGCUCGAGGCACAGCUGGUAGAUUUGAAAUCAGAGCUGACAGAAACACGUGCUGAAAAAGCAGUAUUAGAAAAAGAGGUGCAUGACCAACUGCUACAACUCCAUGCUGUUCAGCUUCAGCUCCAUGCCAAAACUGGUCAGAAUGUUGACUCGGGAGCAAUAAAGGCAAAAUUGUCUGUCCCUUCUGUGGAGGAUAUGGAAAGAGAACUUGAAGCCAACAAGAAAGAGAAAGUGAAAGAAGCUCAACUUGAAGCUGAGGUGAAGCUGCUUAGGAAGGAAAAUGAGGCUCUUCGUCGACAUAUAGCUGUGCUCCAGGCUGAAGUAUAUGGGGCAAGACUUGCAGCCAAAUACUUAGAUAAAGAGCUAGCUGGAAGGGUUCAGCAAAUUCAGUUGCUAGGUAGAGAUAUGAAGGGACCCGCUCAUGAUAAACUUUGGAACCAGCUGGAAGCUGAAAUCCAUCUGCAUCGGCACAAAACUGUGAUCCGAGCAUGCCGAGGCCGUAAUGACCUAAAGCGACCAAUGCAAGCACCCCCAGGACAUGACCCAGAUUCAUUAAAGAAGAGUCAAGGAGUUGGUCCAAUCAGAAAAGUUCUAUUGGUGAAAGAAGAUCAUGAAGGACUGGGCAUUUCAAUUACCGGUGGAAAGGAGCAUGGUGUUCCCAUCCUAAUCUCUGAAAUUCACCCGGGUCAACCUGCUGAUCGAUGUGGAGGGCUGCAUGUUGGAGAUGCAAUUCUGGCAGUAAAUGGAGUUAAUUUGAGGGAUGCCAAGCAUAAAGAAGCCGUAACUAUUCUUUCCCAGCAGAGAGGAGAAAUUGAGUUUGAAGUUGUAUAUGUUGCUCCAGAAGUAGACUCAGAUGAUGAAAACGUAGAAUAUGAGGAUGAGAGUGGACAUCGUUACCGUUUGUAUCUUGAUGAAUUGGAAGAAGGUGGAAAUUCGGUUUCCAGUAGGAAAGACGGCAGCGGGGAUGUCAAAUCUUUGCAAGUGUUUGAAAAGAAAGCAAGUAUUGAUGGCCAUGAAAAUGGAGACCUAGGGAAUUCAGUUGAAACUGAAGAGACUGUAUCUAAACUAGCCCAGUCUGCUGAGAGCUUAACCUAAGAAAACAAACACACAAACAACACAGUCAUCAAUGGGACCGGUCCUUUCUUCAAGAUGCAUUGUGUAGACUGUUCUACAUUCUGAAUGCCACAGACAGUUUUAAAGAAGAACUAUUUAAAAGGAAAAAGGAAGCUGUGUUACUGUUGCCUGGAAAAAAAAACUUCUGUAGAUUACCUCAGGGCUUCAUUAUAAGCAAAUCUAAACAAAUGUAAAUCUCCCAUUUUUUCCCUAAGAACGUGCAUGUCCAGAGAAUUUCCCUUGGAAUGUAAGCACCAAAGCAUGUUGUUUCCAAAGGCUUUUCUUAAAGUCAAUUUUGGAUUUUCUUUGUGUAAAAGGUGUGGAACGAGGCAGAGAAAUUUUGACAAAUGGUUCCUUAGACAAUUAGGGAAAGGAGAGAAUUGGCCUCCUUUUUGUAGUGAAACUGUCAUAUAUAAGGAGGACAUAAAUUCAGCUUGGACUCAUGAACUUUCCUACUUAAUUGUUUAAAAGUGCAUCUUGUAAAAAAGUGAACAGCAAAAUGUCUCUUCAGAUUUUCACAGUAUACAGUUUUGCUUUAAAACAUACACAUGCAAGCCACUUAGGCUGUUAAAUAUUUAUUGUGAAGUUUAAUGUACGAAUUGGGUCUCACUGAUUCUUUUAUUCAUAUCUAUCAGCAUUAUUUAAUGCAGUAUAUAUCUUACGUUUUCCUGUAAACUUCCUUGCCAAUCAAUGCUGGAUUAGAAAUAUUCUCCAAAGGUAUUCAACAAAAUACUGUUAGUUUUCAAAUGCAAAAUUAGUAUAAAACUGGCCUUUUGAAAUUGUCUGCCCUUGAGUGUUUUAUGUUAGCCUCAUACAUUUUUUACCAUUGUGUGUGUGUACCAUUAUGCCUGAGUUUAGUCAGGGUGGAUUCAGAUGACUGAUAUUUCUAUUACACAAUGGUUUACACAGAAGUAUCUCUGUGAUACUGGGCUGUCUGAAGGGACCCAAUUUCCAGCAGAUUUUUAAUUCUGCUGUGUAUUUGGUACUAUGCAAAAAAUCUCCCUUCUUCAAAGCAUGAUAGUACAAGAGUCCAUUGAGCACUGCUUCUCUUCAGACACCUCAGUUUCUCAUAAGUCCCAUCUGCAUUAUGAUGACUGCAAAGGUUUCUGUGCCAUAGUGUUUGGGGUGGAUGGAAUGGCCUUCUGAAUGCAUUCUUAGUAAUCACAUUUUUAGAACUUUUAGAAGGCAUGAUCCUGUGUGAGGUGUUAAAUAAACACGUGUUAAACUUGGAGCUAAGCAGUUAUGAGAUUGUUACAACUCAUCUCUGGGUUAUUGCUUGCCAUGAUAUGGUUCUACUUGCCUUUUAAAGAUUUCUGGCAGAGUGGCAACACAAAGCAAAAUGUCCACUUAACACAGUUCUUUAAAACUCCCUGAUGUAAAGAUGUAUUUUGAGAGUGGAAAUAAUGUAAAAUUACUGCUUUGCCACAUGGAAUUCCAAUACUCUGAGGCUCCAGAUACAUAGAAAGGUAUUCUCCCCAACUCUGGAAAGCAGAGCUUGUCAACAGUUGUUUCACUAUGUGGCGGAAGGUUAAAACUGUUGUGGGAACUGUUUUGAAGCCAUGGCUAUGUAGCAGACAUUAUUGUUUCCAACUAUAGAUUAAUACUUACCAUGUCCAUGCUAUGCGAUGCUAAGAGAGUUGUGCAAAUUGUCCCUAAGUAAGUUGGAGCUGAGUGCAUCCUGUAUUUUGCUGGGAGGCCAUUCAGGAUUGGGAACCCAAUUUGUUAUAGUAUAGCAACCCUAGUGCUUUAUAGAAAUACUACUUUUAUUUUUUUAACAAUGUUAAUUCAGAAUAACACAUAAUGGAUGGGAUAUACAUCUGAAGGCCCAAGGCAUUUUUAAGCUAUAGCUAUAUUAAGGACAGCUGUCUUGGUUAGGUUCUGUGGUGUGUGUGUGUAUAUAUAUAUAUAUAUGUAUAUGUAUAUGUAUAUGUAUAUGUAUAUGUAUAUGUAUAUGUAUUAUUAAAACACACACCCUCCAUAUAUCAAUUGUUUAAAACCAUGUUAUUAUUUUAUUUUAUUAUUAUUAUUUUAUUAUUAUAGGAAAAAAGCAUGAAAUGCCUGCUCUCCCUUUCACUGUCUGCAGGCCAUUAAAUUGUAUUGUGUAAAGAUGUAUUUUGAGAGUGGAAAUAAUGUAAAAUUACUGCUUUGCCAGUGUUUUUUCUAUCGAAUGUACAUAAAUGGAGAAAGUCAAAGGCCUUUCAAGUAAUGUCAGUUAACCUAAUGUUAAAAAGUUGUGUUGUAGAACACAUUUAAAUGUGUCUCUUCUAGGUGCACUAUAUAUAUGUUUAUAGAGAGAUCUUUAAAAUGUAAAUACUUUAUGCAAAGAUUUUUGCUAUUUAUAAAUUCUUUUAACAGUUGCUUAUACAGUAAGGUUUUGUGUGUAUCAUUCAGUUAAUUGACCCACUGUGUUUAAUUUGCAGUACAUUUUAUAGAUGCUUCUUUAAUACUGUAUAUUAAGAACAUUAAAGUAAUCUUAAACCUUAAUAAUGCCUCCAAAAACAGUCCAGUAUUUAAAGCAAUCUCUGAAUUCAGAAAGAAUGUGUUGUUGUUUAUGAAUGUAGCUAUUCUUGAAAUCUGAUGCUCCUUGCUGCCUCUGCCUCCCAUAAUUUCCAUGUGCUAUUUUGGGUGGCUAUAUUUGGGUGUCUAUAUAUACCUGAACUCUGGUGUUUUGUGACAGUUUUUUAAAGUAAGGUUUUUAUAUCUGUGUCUUCUGAGUUUGGCGAACACAAUAUGAUAUUGUUGGCUGGCCCCACAUAGAUUUAGCUGUCCACAUAGGGGUCAGCCCU